AUGACCAUGUCCUCCUCCAUACAUGCCGCUUCCAUUGUCUUCAUCACCUUCGUCUGUAUACAAUCCAUGUAUGGAGCACAUGGCGACCCGGGGGCCACCUCCUUUGUGGUCGCGGCCUGCGUACUUUUGGUGCUCUUCCUGCUCUCCGUCGGCCGGCUGGAAGCCAUGCCUCCCGGAGACACCACUAAAAGACGCGUGUUAAAGGUUGUUACAUGGCUGCUGGCCGCAGCGCUAAACUUGCUCUUCGCCUGGGGGGUGUCGUCGAUUCUAUCGACGGGCUUUGCGGCGGUCACAUGGACUGUAGCCGUCGUCGCCACUGGAUUUGAAGCCUACAUUCUCCUGUGCCUGAAUCAUCACCGUGAUGUUACUCUUCACGAAGAUGAAGUUAGUGAAACACUUCAAAAAUAUGAGGCACCGGUUGCCUCGGAUUCCUGUCAGUUGCAGAAGGGUUCUGGGCUCAGCCCAACGACCGGGGGGGGGGGCUGGAAAUGA
Molecule: messenger RNA, 492 nt
Organism: Spirodela intermedia
Lineage: Eukaryota; Viridiplantae; Streptophyta; Magnoliopsida; Alismatales; Araceae
Source: the annotation of a GenBank genome assembly